GGUGAGAUGGUGAGCUUUGCAUGCUCAGCCCUGCUGCGACAGAGAGGAGAUUAAACCACAGAUGGUGAGUGAGUUUGAGAGAAGAAACUCACCCAGGUUUGAUACCGGUGUUUUGUAGCUGCGCCUAUUGGGGAAAGGAGGGCUGUGGGCGGAGAAGGGGAAAGGUUAGCCUGCCCAGGAGCCAGGCGUCCUUUCGUUAAAGUAAAGGAAGGAGGGGGCAAGAAACCCCAGCAGAAGCAGAGGAAUUGGAGGCGAGGAGGUGUUGGAAGCAGGAGCAGGGGGGAGCUGAGCACACGAUCUGGCUGGCUGGCUGGCUGGCUGAACAGGAACUGAAUUGAGAAAUCCUCCCCCCUCGCUGCCGCAUUCGGAGCUCCGGGGGUCUCACCACCGCGCGCGCUGCCCCGGGGCUGCCUCGCGCCCAUGAGCUAGAGAGCCACCUCCCGUCGCGGGCGCCCGCGGUAGAUGACCGUGGACAGCACCAUGAGCAGUGGGUACUGCAGCCUGGAUGAAGAUUUAGAGGACUGCUUCUUUACUGCCAAGACUUCCUUUUUCAGGAGUGCACAGAGCAAGGAGUCCUCAAAGAAUGUCUGCAAACCGGUGGAAGAGGAGAAGCCCCAGGUCCCCACACUUAAGGAAAUCAAACAGAAAAUUGACCACUACAAUAGCAAGGAGAAAAAUUGCCUGGGCAUGAAGCUGAGCGAAGACGGCACCUAUACUGGCUUCAUUAAAGUGCAUCUGAAGCUCCGGAGGCCAGUGACGGUGCCGGCGGGGAUCCGGCCCCGCUCUAUCUACGAUGCCGUCAAAGAGGUUAACCUGGCAGCCAUUACCGACAAGAGGACGUCCUUCUACCUGCCCUUGGACGCCAUCAAGCAGCUGCAUAUCAGCAGCACCACUACGGUCAGCGAAGUCAUCCAGGGGCUACUCAAGAAGUUCAUGGUGGUGGACAAUCCCCAGAAGUUUGCUCUGUUUAAGCGGACACACAAGGACGGACAAGUGCUGUUUCAGAAGCUUUCCAUCACCGACUGUCCCCUCUACCUUCGCCUGCUGGCUGGCCCUGACACAGACAUCCUCAGUUUUGUGCUGAAGGAGAAUGAGACGGGAGAAGUGGAGUGGGAUGCCUUCUCCAUUCCAGAGCUCCAGAACUUCUUAACAAUCCUAGAAAAGGAAGAACAGGACAAAAUCCAGCAGGUGCAGAGGAAGUAUGACAAGUUCAAGCAAAGACUGGAAGAACUCUUGAAAGAUGCCCAAGGCAAACCUGGCUAACCCCGCCUGCCUCCCCUUCCUCCCUCAGCCUGGAACAACUCCAGAGGAGAAUGGAUUGAUAUUCUUAUUAUUUUGCAGCAGACACUUUUCUCAGGAUACAUCUGGCUGGGCACUCUUGUGCUCACCCUCAAGUUGUUCCAGAUGGGGCAGUGACUUCUCCGAUGUGUUUUAUCUUGGGAUUUUUCCUUUUGUCCCUUCCUGUGUCACCCCUUGACCUGCAGAGACACUGCUAUGGAAGCAGUACCGGUGUUCGAAGAGAAUUCUUCUCUUGCUCUAUCAAACUACAGGCCUUUCAGAAACCCAAUAGCUGCCUUGUCACAUCACCAAUCCAGGACCUGUCACUCUAUUUGGCAAAGGCAGAUCUGGGAAAAACAAGGGGAAAUCAUUUCAGAGAGAUGCCUAUUUUUUCCUGGAUCUUUGUUCUGUUCUCUCUUCCCUCCUUUCUCUUAUUGAACAGCUUUAUUUAUUGAGUCACAUAAUAAAAAGCUGAAUGUUCAUUUGUGGAGACCUAGCAGGCUCACACUAGACCACUAGAAGCAGGGGGGGAGGGAGGAGGGGUGCAUCAAUUAGUACCCUGCCCUCCACCUUCACCCCACCCCCAGCGACAGGUGCCUAUAAUUCAGGCCCAGAGAUGCCUCUUAAAGUCACUGGCCCCUGCUAAGAAACCCUGAGUGGUUUAGGUUAGGACUUUCCAUAGUGAUCAUCAAUGUGAGCUCCUCCAGCACAUGAUGAUAUGAGGGUGAUGUCUUAGGUACAUGUGUAUGUGUGUAUGUUUGUGAGUGGGUGUAUACCUACACCUGCUUUUGUCAGAACAUUUCUUCUCAACAUAAAUUUGAUGCUAAUGUUGCCAUUCUCCUGAUAUUUCUCCCAAAGUGAAACUGGUCUUUUCCCUGCCCAGGGGUUCCCAUUUUAAACUUUUGUUCCUGAGAAAGGAGAUUGAGGUGGAUUGAGACCAAAAUGUCUUUCAGAAAAUUAUCUGACAAGCAACCUCCAACCUCUGGGAGUAGGGAAGAGACUCGACCGUGCCUGAGAUGCCCUGACCCAGAUGUCCCAGGGCUGUUACCACUCCUUCCUCUGCCUUCUGCCUCAGGCCCUGGUCCUGUGGGAUUCCAGUUGUGGCCAGAAGACCUGCCUUCCUCAGAGAAGUAGGGAACCUCAAACUCAACCCUUCCAUGCUGAAGACUGGGCACUCUGCCUGGUAUGACCCCAAAAUGGAAGGAGAGCCCCAGGGGCCUUCAUCUCCCCUUUGACCUCAGUGCCUUUCUGUCUUUAAAGGGGGUGUGGGAAUAAGUUCGAGGUUCCAAGAUGCUGCUUUCCUGGUGCCCUGCCCCUGCUCUGAUCAUCCUAGACAGUGAAUGCUGGAAGAGCAGAUUGAGAAAAGACCCCCUUCCUAACCCACCAAAAGGGAGAAUGGACUUCUCUUCCCAUAUCACAACUGCCUCUCAUUCUUGGGGGUGCUGCAAAGAAGGGGGGAGUGGGGGAGACACAGAACUUCCUGACUGCUGGUUUGUACUGGCUCAUCGGACUGGUGCAAAUUUCAAUUAAAAACCAGCCAACCAACCAAUCCACAUGAUCAGUCAGGUACAUAAAGAUGUUGAGGCAGCACAGACUAGUGGGCCAGCUUUCAGAGUCAAGAAGACCUGGGUUCAAGGAACUGUUCUGAUAGAGUGGCUUUGUGACAUGGGGCAAGUCACUUAAUCUCAGUGCCCCAGUCAACUUUCUAAGACAAUGUAAGCUGCAGAAUAGAUGCUGAUGUUCCUUGGUAGAAGUUCCUCUACUGAUGGAAUAUAGACUUAGGCCAAGAAAAUAACAACAAAAACACACUUCAAGGCAAGGACAGGACUUUAAUUUUCAACUCUGGGUUGGACUCUAGGUCCAGCCCUUGAGAGACCUUUGCCCCUUGCCCUCGAUUUCCAAAUUCCCCAAUAACUAUCACUCUAUAGAUAGGUUCAUGUCCCAGCUUCUCCAAGGCCUCAAAGGGUGACCUUUCUCCCUCCUCAUCUCUCCCACUAAACAUACAGCCUCCUUGUUGCCUCUGGAGAAUACAGGGCUGUAUGUGCAUAUAUGCAUACAUAAAUACAUUAUAUAUAAUAUAAAUUAUAUAUAUGUAUGUAUGUCUACCCACAUGCACAUGUCUUUAUAUCUGUAAAAGAAACAGCAACUUAUACAAAUAUUCCCCCCCUCCCCGCCAUAUUCCACACUGUACCACUCCCUUCAAAAGAAAAAAAGAAAAAAAAGAAGAAA
Molecule: messenger RNA, 3507 nt
Organism: Dromiciops gliroides (monito del monte)
Lineage: Eukaryota; Metazoa; Chordata; Mammalia; Microbiotheria; Microbiotheriidae
Gene: RASSF5
Product: Ras association domain family member 5
Exons: 5
Coding region: 463-1263 (266 amino acids)
Biological process (GO): signal transduction
Cellular component (GO): nucleus
Source: RefSeq, a predicted model, not a curated record